This is a messenger RNA of Saccoglossus kowalevskii, 2170 nucleotides long. RefSeq names its product 28S rRNA (cytosine-C(5))-methyltransferase-like. Gene Ontology annotation, biological process: rRNA base methylation; maturation of LSU-rRNA. Gene Ontology annotation, cellular component: nucleolus. The record is from RefSeq and is a predicted model, not a curated record. Gene Ontology annotation, molecular function: RNA binding; rRNA (cytosine-C5-)-methyltransferase activity. NCBI's taxonomy places the organism in Eukaryota, Metazoa, Hemichordata, Enteropneusta, Harrimaniidae.
CAACACAUGGUUGUAGCACUACUGACCUAAUUUGUUUACAGCGUCUGUUCAUUUCAUUUUUGUGGAACAAUCACUAUGGGGAGAGUGAAAAACCUUAUCGAAUUGAGGACUAGAAGGGGACCAGGCAAAAAAUCUAGGAAACAAGCACCUCCUGAGGUACCAAAAUCAGUGGAAGAACCUGAAGAAGCAAAAAAGUUCAGUAGAAGACAGAAACAAAGGUUAAUAAAAAGAAAAUUACGUAAAGACAUCGCUUCUCAGUCGCAGAUUCCUAAAAAAGUUAAAAAGAUCACAAGAAAGGAUGAAGAUGAUGAUGAGUUAUCGCUAGGCAGCGAUGGAGAAGGAAAAGAAAUGGACAGUUCUGGGUACGACGAAGAAUCUGCAUCUCCGAAGAAAAAGAAUUUGAAGCAAGUUGUAGAUUCAGAUUCCGUUGACAGCGCCGCUGAAGAACAGAGUGAUGAAGAUAGUGAAGAAGAAGCAGACAAUAGCGAAGAAGAGGAUGAUAGUGAUGAGGAGGAUGAUAGCGAAGAGCAGGAUGAUAGUGAAGGGGAAGAUGAUAAUGAUGAGGAAGAUGAUAAUGAUGAGGAGGAUAAUGAUGAUGAUGAAAGUGGGAGUGAUGAUGCAGAUGAAAUAAAAGGUUUUACUGAUGAAAACAAGGCAUGGUUAACGCUGAAGUCAGAAAAGAAGAAGUUAGAAGAAAGUGAUGAUGAUGUUUUACCUGACGACUUUGCUGGUGAUUCUUCAUCCGAUGAGGAGAGUGAUGAAGAUUCAGAUAGUGAUGAUGAGGAUGGUAGUGAUGGUGAUGAUGAUGAUUUACUUCCAGUUGAGCGAGCUGCGAAAAAACUGGACAAAAAGUUGAAGAGAGAUAAAAAGUUAGCCGAAGCAGAAUUACAAAUGAAUAUUUCACAAAAGGAAACAUAUGAACUACCAAGUGGACAGGAAAUAGAACGAGAAGUUAUUGAACCGCCUGACCUAACUUUACUCCAUCAACGAAUUAAAGAUGUAUUAGAAGUUUUGGGAGAUUUUAAUAAUAGAAGACAAGAAGACAGAUCUAGACGUGAAUACCUUUUCCAGCUUAAAAAAGAUUUGGCGUCCUAUUAUAGUUACAAUGAUUACCUUAUUGGAAAAAUAGUUGAAUUAUUUGCAAUUACCGAGUUAAUAGAAUUUCUUGAAGCCAAUGAAGUACAACGGCCUAUAACAAUUAGAACAAAUACAUUAAAGACAAGACGGAGAGAUUUGGCACAGGCUCUUAUAAAUCGUGGUGUUAAUCUUGAUCCAGUUGGAAAGUGGUCUAAAGUUGGACUCGUUAUCUAUGAAUCUUCUGUACCUAUUGGUGCUACUCCAGAAUACUUAGCCGGCCAUUACAUGAUGCAAGGUGCAUCCAGUUUCCUUCCAGUUAUGGCGCUAGCACCACAGGAAAAUGAAAGGAUAUUGGAUAUGUGUGCUGCUCCAGGAGGAAAAACAUCAUACAUUGCUUCCCUGAUGAAAAAUACUGGUAUGUUAUUUGCAAAUGAUGCAAACAAGGAGAGGGUGAAAAGCAUUGUGGGAAAUAUUCACAGAAUGGGUAUCACGAAUACAGUGAUAUGUAAUGAAGAUGGUAGAUCAUUUCCCAAGGUCAUUGGUAAUUUUGAUCGUGUGUUACUAGAUGCCCCUUGUACAGGUACUGGUGUUAUAUCAAAAGACCCCUCUGUCAAAACAAACAAGGAUAUGUUAGAUGUACAGAGAAUUGUCACAAUACAAAAAGAACUAUUAUUAUCAGCAAUAGAUUCUGUAGAUGCCAAAUCAAAAACUGGUGGAUAUAUUGUGUAUUCGACAUGUUCUAUUUUGGUGGACGAGAAUGAAUGGGUGAUAGACUAUGCACUGAAAAAGAGGAAUGUGAAAUUAGUUUCAGCGGGAUUAGACUUUGGUAGACCUGGAUUUAAACGAUUCCGUGAAAGAAGAUUUCAUCCAACGCUGGAAAAAACAAGAAGAUUCUACCCACAUACUCACAAUAUGGAUGGUUUUUUUGUUGCUAAGUUGAAAAAGAUGGAUAACGAAUUGCCAAAGUCAAAAGAUAAAACUCAACAAGAGACAGAAGAAACAGAAGAAAAAGACGAAAAAGUGAAAAAACAAAAGAAUAACAAGAAACCCAAGAAAAACAAAUGAAUUUGUUCAUAAUCAGCAAAUUAGAAAC